Molecule: messenger RNA, 159 nt
Organism: Caenorhabditis briggsae
Lineage: Eukaryota; Metazoa; Nematoda; Chromadorea; Rhabditida; Rhabditidae
Exons: 2
Coding region: 1-159 (52 amino acids)
Source: RefSeq, a predicted model, not a curated record
AUGAACAUUUCGAACGCCAGUGAUGACACAAUUCAGAUGCCUCAAUGGUUCAUUGAUCCCACACCAAAUCGUCAGAGCCUGGACUUAAAAAUGCUGGAAAAGUUGAUGAUUCUCAAAGAAAAAGAUCGAUUCGACACAGGCGAGACUGAAAGAUUUUGA